This is a messenger RNA of Amphiprion ocellaris (clown anemonefish), 6277 nucleotides long. It is a transcript of the gene znf318, whose product is annotated as zinc finger protein 318. The transcript has 11 exons. The coding region runs from base 196 to 5802 and encodes 1868 amino acids. Gene Ontology annotation, molecular function: zinc ion binding; nucleic acid binding. The record is from RefSeq and is a predicted model, not a curated record. Gene Ontology annotation, cellular component: nucleoplasm. Lineage: Eukaryota; Metazoa; Chordata; Actinopteri; Pomacentridae. Gene Ontology annotation, biological process: negative regulation of DNA-templated transcription; positive regulation of DNA-templated transcription.
CGCUGCGUGUUUCCAGCAGCAGAAGAAGCGGCAGGUCUGAGCGCUGCAGCGGGAAUCAAACUUUCUGAUCAUUUCUGGUCGAUACCAGAUCGAUUCCUGCUGAUCAGCCGAACCACGGAGUGAACCUCCUGCUGCAUCCACUGCCGAACAUCCGCAGCGUGACCGCGGGCAACCGGAGAGCCUCCGCGGGGAGAGAUGUACCGCGGACGGCCUCGACCGAGAGGAGGCUACCCGCCGCCGUUCGAAGGCCGCGGCCCGCCGAGGCCUUACCCGGCACCGGGGUACCGGGACGACCGGAGCCGGCCCAGGCCCCCCUACCACCCCAGCUACCACGACCACGGACCCCCGGACUCCCACCGCCGCUCCCCGUCGCGGAGGAGGUACCCUUCCCCGAGCCACGGUGGAGAGUACCGGGCCGGAGGGCCGCCGAGAGAGAGGUCUGCUUCUCCUCCCAUUCUCGACCACAACCUGGUCAUCACCGUGGGCAACGAACUGACCACACCUGCAGGCUCCACCCCCUCACGCCACCACGACAGGGACUACCCUCCUCGACCCGACUAUGAGCGCAGCCGGAGCAGGGGGCGGAGCCGACCUCGCAGCCGCAGCCGAGACCGGAGUCCGGGUCACAGUCGGGCCAAGAGCAGGGGGCGGAGCAAGAGCCAGCCCCGCAGCCAGAGCCGCAGUCCGGACCGGAACCGCGCCAAGAGCAGGGGGCGGAGCAAGAGCCGGCCCUGCAGCAGGUCCAGGUCCAGGUCCAGAGGGAGGAGCAGGGGGAGGAGCCGUGGGCGGAGCUACAGCAAGGCGGACAGCCACGGCCACAGUAAGAUCCAGCAGAGGAGUCGCAGCAAAAGCCGCCGACGAAGCAGCAGCAGCAGCUCCAGCAGCCGCAGCGACAAGAAAUGCAGCAAAGACUUCAAGGAGCUGCAGAUGGCUCGACGGCGGAAAGAGCUGGAGGAGAUGCUGAGUCAACCGACCAAGUCCAUCCUGAAGAAACGCAGCGAGGACUCACCGCCCGUCAGGAGCUGCGACGCCAGCAUGUCGCAUGUCGCCGAGCAGCUGCUGCAGGCCAUUAAAACCACCGACCCUCGCGCCAUGGCCUCCAUGCUGUCAGAGCUGCGGUCCGACCCAGAGAUGUCCCAGCGUGCCAGCCUGGACGCCGAGAUCAAGGAGAUCCUCAGCCUGCUGGGCGUGGCGGGUCCAGCCGGAAAGCCUCUGGAGAAGCCGGCGGACGACAUCGACGACGAGGAGAAGUUCCUGUACGGAGACUCGGAGGAACCCAAACCUCCGGCGCCAGAGCCGGUCCGACACCACAGCCUGGACCUGUACGGGGAGGUGACGGAGGAGACACUGUACGGAGACUACCCGCCGCAGAAGGCUGCCGUCGGACCAGCAUACGGUCGCUCUCCGGGGACCUCCACACACCUUCAGGCCCCGCCCCCAACCACUGAGGUGGAUGUGAGGUACCGACCCGCCGUCGGCCCGGACCAGAACGUCACGGUGCAGGUGUCCAAUCCUGCCUUCCCUCCAGGGACGGAGCCUCUGGAGGAGAGCGAACGGCAGGCCCUGGAGGAGUACGAGAAGAUCCAGGACCUGCUGAAGACCAUCGGCCUGGACCUGGGUGUGACCGAGAUCAGCAAAAUGGCGGCCAGAACCAAAGAGCGUCUCCACGGGAGCAAGCCGCCUCCCAAGACGCCCACGCGCCGCCGCCGGUACUCGUCCGGUAGCUCGUCCGGUAGCCGCAGGAGGCGUAGCCGCAGCUCCAGCAGCAGCAGCAGCAGGAGUCGCAGCGGCUGCUGGAGCAGCGACGACGGCGACCGCAGGAAGAGCUCGGCUCUGCCCAAAGCACCUAAAACGCCCAAAGAUGACAGCGACAGUAAGGCCGCCGCGCCGCCACCUCCAACCGCCGACCCCCCGCCCCCCCACCAGGGCGUGCCCAUCCCCACAUACCCCCCCUCACACGGCUUGAUGCCCCCCAACUUCCCCCCACCGCCCUUCGGUCAGUACGCCAACUUCCUGCCCUACGUGCCCCAGCAGUGGCCCCCCAUGUACCCACCUCCUAACAUGAACCUGCCCCACCACGCCGCCGAGGACUUCCCCCCCACUGCCCCCUUCAAACAGACCUACAGCAGGGAGCCGGGGCCCGGGGCCACAGGUUCAGCUCCAGACGGACUGAAGGGAAACUGUAAAUCCAGCAGAGUUUCUGAGGAGCAGAACAAUGAAAGCCAGAAACAAAAGGUUCUGGAGGAGAGGGAGAAGCUGAAGCAGGAGAGAGAGAUCCGCAUGAAGAAGAAGGAGUAUCUGAUGAAGGAGCUGGAGAGACUCCGGAAGCAGCAGGGUGAGCUGCUGAGGAAGAAGCGUCGGGAGAAGGAUGGCCACAAAGACCCUCUGCUGCAGGAGAUCAGCCACCUGCAGGAGGAGGUCAUGGCUCAGAUCUCCAAUCUGCGGAAGGAGCACGAGGCCGCAGAGAAGAAACGCAAUGAGAUCGACAAGGUGGCGCUGAUCCUCGGCGUUAGCCCGUCGGACCGGCCUCGCCGGCCCAGCAGACUGCCCGAAGAGGACCAGCCGUCGACAAAGGUCAAACGGGAGGCGGAGAGGAGCCCUGAGCGGAGAGGAGCCCCCAGCAGCUCCACCACGAAGCAGACCUUGGUGGCUCCAUUUCCAUCAGGAACGCCUCUGGACAAGCCGCCGCCCACCACCGUGGCUCCGCCCCCCGAGCCGUUUGAAUACUAUGACGCUGGAAACCACUGGUGCAAAAACUGUAACGUCACCUCUGGUUCCAUGUUUGAUUUUUUCACGCACUUGCACAGCAAAACACAUCGAAAGACUCUGGACCCCUACAACCGACCUUGGGCCUCCACUCCCAACAAAAUCUCCAAGAGCGUGUCUUCAGAGGAGAAGCUGACCAAACCAGCCAAAGGUUCUGAGUUCCUGUUGCCAGUCAGAGGAUUCUUCUGCCUGUUAUGUCGAGAGUUUUAUGGAGACGCCAUCUGUGCAGAAGAGCACGUCACGACACAUGCUCACAAUGAAAAGUACAAGAAACAAAUGUAUGAGAACCCACUCUAUGAGCAGAGGAGGAACCUGGACCGCCAGGCUGGACUGGCCUCAGAGGCGAGCAUGAAGAAGCGCAAACAUGACGACGACGAUGACGAGGAGAAAGGCGGCAAAGAGGAAAAGUCCAAACACAAAAAGGAAAAAAAGGAAAAGGAGAAAAAGAAGGAGGACAACGAUGGCGCUCAGAAGGAGAAACCCAAGACCAAGAAGGAGGAAGUGGAGGACAGGAUGAAGAAAGUGGACAAGACCCUGGACGAGGAUAAGCCUUCUUACAGCAAGAAAGAUGAGGAGGACAAGUAUAAAUACAGCAAGAAGGACGACAAAUACCGCUACAGAGAGGAAGAUGAGAGGGGAAAAUAUAGCAGGAGAGACGGGGAUGACGAGUAUAGGGGUGGCAAAGAAGAAGAAUAUCGAUACCGGUACCGCAGGUAUGACAAUGACUGUUACGACGGCCGACCCAAAUAUGGACCAAGAGACAGUGAGGACAGAAAUAAAUAUGGAAAACCUCAUGAUGACAGAUUUAAGUACGACAGGGAACAAGACGAAGGGAAGCCUAAGGCGGAGAAGGAGGGUUUUAAAAAGCCAGAGCCGGAUACACCAGCAGGGAAACUGGAGGUCAGCAAGCCUGAACCCCCACCUAAACCAUACGACCCACCCAAAAUCUUCUGUGGACCCAGUCCAGCCAUGAGGGCAAAGCUCCGCAAGCAGAGCCUGGAAUCUGGAAAACCGGCACCGGCAGCGGUGACCACAACCACUUCAUUUGCAAAGUUCACCUGGAAGAAGAAGGAGAACCAACUGGCAAAGGAGGCAGCGAAAGUAGCUGCUGAAUUCAUCAAGGAGGAUGAAGCAGCUGCUAAAGAGCAGCCAGCCACGGUAGAGGAUUCUUUUGCAAAGUCGAUGGCUGUUGCUAAGGAGAUUGCUCUAAAGCUGGGAGGCCUGCCAAGCGGACCUCCUCCUUGGGCUUCCAACGGCGCCAACCGGGGACGGAUCCGGCCAAACCUCCCUGCACCUGCUUCAGUUCUUAGAAAAACAACCAUGGCUGGUAAACCUGCACCUCUCAAUACUUUUCUCUCUAUUAGACCUCAAAACAUGAGUUUUCCUGGCCCUCCUCCAAAAGAGGGUUCCCUCCUCCCUGAUCCCCUGACCAAGGCCCUAAAUGUUCAGGAUGCACUCUUACAAAGUAAUCCAGUCCCACCAGUUGCUAAGCCUGAGCCAUUUGGUCUUGGACCUCUACCAACAGCAUCGAAACGUGCUCCACCUGGGGUUCAACCUGCACCACCUGGGGUUCAACCUGCUCCACCUGGGGUUCAACCUGCUCCACCUGGGGUUCAACCUGCUCCACCUGGAGUUCAACCUGCUCCACCAGUUUCAAAACCAGUCACACUUGAGUCAAAGCCUCCACCAUCUGAGGCUAGACCUUCACUGCUGGUGUCCAUGUCUGCACCAUUUGGGGUUCAACCUGCUCCACCUGUUUUCAGACCUGCCACACUCGAGUCAAAGCCUGCACCAUCUGAGUCGAAACUUACGCAGCUGGUGUCAAGUCUUGCUCCAGUUAAAGUUCAUCCUGCUCCACCUGUUUCUAAACCUGCUACUCUCGAUUCAAAGCCUGCACCGUCUGAAAUUAAACCUGUGCCAAUCCAGGCUGCCACCGCACCACCUGCACCAUCAAAGGAUACGCCUGCACAGCCAACCAUGAUAAAGAUAGUGUCUGACGUUGCAGCUCCCGGCGUCCCAGAGAGCGAGCAGACUCACACGGUUUUCGUCAAGCCUCCACCCUUCAUGAACUUGGGCGAAGGAGCUCAGAAGUCAGAGAAACUUAAGAGUAAUCUGGCUGCAGCCAAAGCCCAGGAAUUAUUUGACAUCUUCUACAACAGCGUCGGUGACUCAGGCCCCUCCUCCUUCACCAAACCAGCAAAAGACACUAGAGCUGACAGUAGUGCUGCUAAAAGUCCACUUCCAGUCCCACAAGCUCCAAAAGCACAAUCCCAACCACGAGCUCAGCCUCUUACGGACUCCCACCUUCCAGCUGAGGUCCAUACACCUCCACAACCAGACUCUAAAAAUUCCCCACCAAGCCCACAAUCCCAGACAGAUUCAAACAUUCAGAUUGCAUCUGUUUGGUCUCUGCAGCCAACCACUGAUUCAGCACUUGAACUGGCUCCACCCAAAACCUCCACCCAACCAGAGCCGACUUCACCAUCUCAGCCUGAGGCUAAAACUUCACGUCAAAACCAAUCCUCGACUCCUGUAUCACGGGAAACCACUCCACCGACCCAGCCUGCCGAGCCGGAACCUGCACCUGAGUCUCGGCCUGAACCGGCUCCUCCGAUCCAAACACGGUCUGAACCCUGGCCGGACCAGGACACUGAGUCCCAGCCAGAAACUUGUCCUGACAUUGCUCCAGAACUCGAAUCCAAACCAGGCCCCAAAACCAGAGGCAAGAAAACCCCCCCUGCUCCCCGGCCAGCCCGACAAACCCGAUCCCAAACCAGGUACCAGACCCGGCAGCGGCAGCAGCAGCAGAAUCGGUCUGAACCAGAACCUGAGCCGGUUUCAGGGGACUUGGAUUCUGCAGGUUUAGACUCAAAGGGGUUGGACACGUCUGAUCCUGGCUCUGGAUCACACCUGGAGUCAGAAGCAGGAGCCCCGAGCCAGGAGGACCCUCAGAUGAUGGAGAUCACCCCAGAAACCCUGGGCCUCCCCUCAGACAUGACCUCCCUGGACUUUGAGUACGAUUUUAACUUUGAGUAGGAGCUGAGGAGGCGGUGCGAUGACAGUCUGUUUUAUUUUAAAGGCACUUGUAUGUCAAAGAUGUUUCGACAAAUUUCCUGAGUAGUUUGCUGUUUAAGGGUCCAGUUAGUUUAGUUUAGACCGAUCCUGUUGUUCUCCAGAGUCUGUUUUUAGAUCCGUCUGAUGUCUGUGGACUGAAACUUUUAUAGGACCAGGACGGUUUCCCUGAAGCUCCAAAACCAGGACGAGGCUUUGUUUCCAUCUAAAUGAUGCAUUGAAUAAAAAUGGUUGGAAGUUGAUAAAUAAACCAAGUUUUUCAAGCAGAAAAGCCAAACGUUCCUGUAGAGAGUUUCUGCUUGUGUUGAUAAAGUAUCUCUGGGAGGAAUUUAGAAUAUCCUCAAUGUUAUUGUUGUUUCUUGAUGUUGCUUGUAAAAUAAAACAGCGGCUGCUUUUUGUUUUGUCAGCUAAAGAAUGAAAUUGUCAAAUCUUUGUUGAA